AUGAAAUCUGCUUUCAGUCAGCAAGAAUGUUCCGGACCUCAGAAGCGCAAAUGUAGUCUCAAGCGCGGGAGUCAUGAUGCGUUGAUGGAAAGGAGUGAUAAGAGCGAAGGGGCCCAAAUCGUGUCCGAUGUGUGGGCGUUACGCGAUAGAGCUGCUGUCGAAACCUGCUACCUUCUUUGCAUCUUAUCAGCUGUCCUGUCACAAGAAAAUGACCCCAAGGACGCUCCGGAGACCUUCAUCGUCGUGCACAUGGGACAGCAUCAACUCAUCGAAAACCACUGCAUUGUCGGAGCAUUGACCACGGGAGGGCACGCUUUUGAGCUUCAAGCUCUUGAUAUGGCCUUCGAUUCCGCAUAUACGAAGCUCAAGGAAUACCUUGACACAAAGGAUGCAUUUGAAUAUGGAGAAUAG
Desarmillaria tabescens is the source of this 411-nucleotide messenger RNA. RefSeq lists its product as uncharacterized. The record is from RefSeq and is a predicted model, not a curated record. The transcript is spliced from 3 exons. NCBI's taxonomy places the organism in Eukaryota, Fungi, Basidiomycota, Agaricomycetes, Agaricales, Physalacriaceae. The coding region runs from base 1 to 411 and encodes 136 amino acids.